Messenger RNA from Fusarium coffeatum, 1035 nucleotides. RefSeq lists its product as uncharacterized. NCBI's taxonomy places the organism in Eukaryota, Fungi, Ascomycota, Sordariomycetes, Hypocreales, Nectriaceae. The transcript has 2 exons. Gene Ontology annotation, cellular component: nucleus; chromosome, centromeric region. The coding region runs from base 1 to 1035 and encodes 344 amino acids. Gene Ontology annotation, biological process: kinetochore assembly; mitotic cell cycle; protein localization to kinetochore. The record is from RefSeq and is a predicted model, not a curated record.
AUGGCAGCGCAGCAGAACUCAGACUAUGAGCUCCUAACAGAGCACUUUGGCUAUCCUCCAGUCUCCCUCCUCGACGACAUCAUCAACACCGUCAACGUCCUUGCCGACCGCGCUCUAGACUCAGUUGAACGUCUUCUCCUUUCCAUCCCGCCGCAAGCGCUCGGCUUUUCCAACAAACAUGCACCCAAAGAUGGAACUCCCGCAUUACCGCCAGACGAAGCGGCCAAACUCGAGAUCGAGCAUGGCACACACCAGCUUGAGACACUGCUCAACGCGUCUAUUGACAAGAACUUCGAUUUAUUCGAACUAUACACAAUGAGGAAUAUCUUGACAGUGCGACCCGACGACCAGCCAUUUAUGCGUCUGGCGCAUUAUGAGGGUCUUGAUUUUGCAGGGUUAGAACGACAGGAUCGUCCAACAGCUGAAUCGGUAACUGCGCUACGGAGGAGGUUACAUGCUAGCCAGCGACUGCAUACUGCACUUGAAGCCGAACGGGCACGAAAUGAUGCGCUGCUCGACAAGUUACGAUCUUUACUUGGCACUGUGCCCGAUGUCAAGGCAGAAGAAGGACAGGCUACACCAGAACCUGCACCAGACGGCUCAGCGUUUGGAUUCCUGCGCGACAAGGAAAGCCUCCAGAAUGCUGGAACCGACAAGCCCAUUGCUACCACAACGGAGUUUACCCUUUCUCAAUUACAAGCUCUUCGCGCUCUGUCGACAUCGUUACGCACACUGCUUCCUGAUCUUGGCCCUACUGAUGCAGAUACCUCGGACAAUGCUGUUAGUGGCGCACGUACUUGGAGACGUGAGCGUGUAGAGUAUGUCGAGGGUGCGUCACGGAAGUAUCUCGAGACAGCGAGAGGAUUGGAGCUUGGAGAUCAGGGUGAGGUGCGCGAUGGCGAGUGGCAGGGUGAGGGCCGUAAGAUAACAAGAGGUGAUGUUGAGGGAUUGGAGCAGGUAGCCUCUAUGCUAGGACAGAAAGCAACGACGACAGGGGAGCCUUCGGGUGAUGGAGAGCCAAUGGAUGAAUCAUGA